Molecule: messenger RNA, 1923 nt
Organism: Cajanus cajan (pigeon pea)
Lineage: Eukaryota; Viridiplantae; Streptophyta; Magnoliopsida; Fabales; Fabaceae
Source: RefSeq, a predicted model, not a curated record
AUGCUUCCCCUUCAAUUCAGCACCCUCCCCCAUCACGUGCCAUCGCUGUUUCUGAGCAGCUCCAGCACGUGCUCCUCUUCCUCUCCCCUCCGACACAGCAACAGAAACAAGGCGUACCUUCUUCGCUCCAACGUUGGAGCCCUCAACCUUAGGGUCUCCGCAGCGUCUGGUGACUCCGCAUUGAAGAUGAACCUCAAUGAGUACCUCGGUAAUGCGGAGAGGUCCAGGAUAGUUAUGGUGGGCGACACUUUGAAGAAGGCUGGCGAUUCGUCUCAGAACACUCUCGUUGAGAUUAAAGACGUGGGAGAUACACAGAAGGUGCUAAAUGAGCAGACAAGUUCUUUUAGCUUGGUUCUUGAGAGGCCCACAUCUCCUUUUCCCAUUCAACUACUGCACAAGAUGAAUGAUUUUGAAAUACAGUUUAAUAGAGGUCGAGUUCCCAUUGCCACAUGGAACAAGAACCUAUUGGCAUCAAAUUUACAACCAUCUAGUGAGAGCUGUGGGAAUUCUGGAUUUUUGAUGUUCAACUCAAAGUUUCUUAAACCAAAUGCAAGCAAUUUAUUGGGCAAUCAAGAUCAUCAUACCAUCACCCAUGGUGAGAGAAACUUCUUUACUGAACACACAACACAGCUUGCUUGUGUUUUUACUGAAGAAGUGUGUGGAGAUGGAGACUGGGCUCAUGGAAGUUUUCCACUUGAGGAAUAUAUUCAGGCUCUGGAUCGUUCCAAGGAUGAGAUGUACUAUAAUCACUCUCUUGGUAUGCGUUAUAGUAAGAUUACAGAGCAAAUAUAUGUGGGAUCCUGUAUACAAACAGAAGAUGAUGUAGAAACUUUGUCAAAAGUUGAGGGAAUCACUGCUGUUCUGAACUUCCAAAGUGGAACUGAAGCUGAAAAUUGGGGAAUCAAUGCAAAAUCAAUCAAUGAAUCUUGUCAAAGGAAUAAUAUUCUCAUGAUCAACUAUGCUAUACGGGAUGGAGAUUCUUAUGAUAUGAGGAAAAAACUUCCAUUUUGUGUUGGGCUUUUAUUACGGUUGCUAAGGAAGAAUCUUCGUGUUUAUGUUACUUGCACUUCUGGAUUUGAUCGGUCUCCUGCUUGUGUGAUUGCAUACCUACAUUGGAUGACAGAUGUUUCCCUUCAUGCAGCAUAUACCUGGGUCACUGGGAUGCACAUUUGCAGGCCUGACAGGCCAGCAAUUGCAUGGGCAACAUGGGAUCUUAUAGCUAUGGUUGAAAACGGGAAACAUGAUGGACCUCCUACACAUGCUGUUACAUUUGUGUGGAACGGUCAUGAGGGUGAGGAUGUAACUUUGGUAGGAGACUUUACUGGAAAUUGGAAAGAACCACUCAAGGCAAAGCAACAAGGUGGAUCAAGACAUGAAGUAGAAGUUAAACUUCCACAAGGAAAGUACUACUACAAGUUCAUUGUUAAUGGACAAUGGAAGCAUUCAAAUUCUUCACCAUCAGAAAGGGAUGAAAGGGGAAAUGUUAACAAUAUAAUUGUGAUUGGCGAAACUGCCAGCGUCAGGCCUUCUGUUCAGCACCAGCAGAGAGAUGCCAACGUCGUGAAGGUGAUUGAAAGGCCUUUGAAUGAGAAAGAGCGUCUGGCAAAAGCAGCUCGUUGUAUUGCCUUCUCUAUCUGUCCUAUCAGAUUAGCUCCCAAAUAGUUGCAUGGAAAUAUCAUAAUGUACAGGAUUGCCGUUGUUGCACGUUUCUGAGGUCACAUAAAAUUUGAUCACAGUUGUGACUUGUGAAGGCACAUAGCAAAGAGUUGUUAGCACACUUUUGGGUAUAUGAUUUGGCAUUCAACUUUUGAAAUAAAAGAGAUUAAUCAUGUUUACUGCACUGCUAAACUUUCCUCUCUUUCCGCAGGCCUAUGUUUUUUUACAUCAUUCUGUUAUUCGUAAUAAAUUUUCCUAGUCAUCAUA